Echinococcus granulosus is the source of this 189-nucleotide messenger RNA. RefSeq lists its product as hypothetical. The transcript has 2 exons. Lineage: Eukaryota; Metazoa; Platyhelminthes; Cestoda; Cyclophyllidea; Taeniidae. The coding region runs from base 1 to 189 and encodes 62 amino acids. The record is from RefSeq and is a predicted model, not a curated record.
AUGUGUGUCGUCUUUCCCACUCAAAGCCUUCGACAAGGGUUUUCCUCGAAGGAGUUGGACAGAGGCACACGUAUUCUGGCUGAACGAAAGGCGUUCCGCAGUCCCCUUUCCGGCUGUGGUGAUUCCACUCCCAGCCCACCGCAUAUCAGCCAUCCCUGCGAACCUUCUGGCGAGGCGUCGAAUAUUUGA